Molecule: messenger RNA, 1194 nt
Organism: Procambarus clarkii (red swamp crayfish)
Lineage: Eukaryota; Metazoa; Arthropoda; Malacostraca; Decapoda; Cambaridae
Product: SUMO-interacting motif-containing protein 1-like
Source: RefSeq, a predicted model, not a curated record
AUGACUGGAGGAGCCAGUGUGGGUGACGGGAGAGUCACAGGGCGCUACACGGAAGCUGAGACUACAAGUGGUAAACUACUGACUACAAGUGGUAAACUACUGACUACAAGUGGUAAACUGUUGACUACAAGUGGUAAACUACUGACUACAAGUGGUAAACUACUGACUACAAGUGGUAAACUGUUGACUACAAGUGGUAAACUACUGACUACAAGUGGUAAACUACUGACUACAAGUGGUAAACUACUGACUACAAGUGGUAAACUAUUGACUACAAGUGGUAAACUGUUGACUACAAGUGGUAAACUACUGACUACAAGUGGUAAACUACUGACUACAAGUGGUAAACUACUGACUACAAGUGGUAAACUACUGACUACAAGUGGUAAACUAUUGACUACAAGUGGUAAACUACUGACUACAAGUGGUAAACUACUGACUACAAGUGGUAAACUACUGACUACAAGUGGUAAACUACUGACUACAAGUGGUAAACUACUGACUACAAGUGGUACAAGUGGUAAACUACUGACUACAAGUGGUAAACUACUGACUACAAGUGGUAAACUACUGACUACAAGUGGUAAACUACUGACUACAAGUGGUAAACUACUGACUACAAGUGGUAAACUGUUGACUACAAGUGGUAAACUACUGACUACAAGUGGUAAACUACUGACUACAAGUGGUAAACUACUGACUACAAGUGGUAAACUACUGACUACAAGUGGUAAACUGUUGACUACAAGUGGUAAACUACUGACUACAAGUGGUAAACUACUGACUACAAGUGGUAAACUACUGACUACAAGUGGUAAACUGUUGACUACAAGUGGUAAACUACUGACUACAAGUGGUAAACUACUGACUACAAGUGGUAAACUACUGACUACAAGUGGUAAACUACUGACUACAAGUGGUAAACUGCUGACUACAAGUGGUAAACUACUGACUACAAGUGGUAAACUACUGACUACAAGUGGUAAACUGUUGACUACAAGUGGUAAACUACUGACUACAAGUGGUAAACUACUGACUACAAGUGGUAAACUACUGACUACAAGUGGUAAACUACUGACUACAAGUGGUAAACUGUUGACUACAAGUGGUAAACUACUGACUACAAGUGGUAAACUACUGACUACAAGUGGUAAACUACUGACUACAAGUGGUGCUGAACUGGUAAACUACUGA